Epinephelus fuscoguttatus (brown-marbled grouper) is the source of this 1999-nucleotide messenger RNA. It is a transcript of the gene leng9, whose product is annotated as leukocyte receptor cluster (LRC) member 9. Lineage: Eukaryota; Metazoa; Chordata; Actinopteri; Perciformes; Serranidae. Gene Ontology annotation, molecular function: metal ion binding. The coding region runs from base 316 to 1881 and encodes 521 amino acids. The record is from RefSeq and is a predicted model, not a curated record. The transcript is spliced from 8 exons.
GAAGAAAAAAUACAUCUUUUAUGCGAUUUAAAAAUAUAUGCUUUGUUUUAUAUGUAUUAUAUAGCCAUACCUGUUAUUUUCAUUAGAAGUUUUUAGGAUUUUGGAAGGCAUAUAUUGUCGUACAACGCUAAAACAUCAACUUCCGCAUUGACGCUAGCUAACUUUGUCGGUGUUGAGAACUCAGCUUUCCAGUUUUAGGAGUGUCCCGUUUAACUUGUCAUCCACUGUCAGGUCAAACAAGUAUAGUCGUAAACACCAGCGUGACACAGCAGACGUUUCUGAAGUAAAGUUGCCUUUUAAAUCACAGCUCUGAGCAUGGCAUCAGACGGAUUGGGAGAGCCAACAUUGCCACCAGAGGACCAGAGAGAUGAUGGUCCAGAGGCAGGGGUACCCACUGACCCUCACUGUGGCACAGACACCCUGAAAGCCACAGCAGAGUCAGCAGAGCGGGCUGAGAAUGGAGUCAACAUGUGCCAGUUUUUCCUGAUGGGAAAGUGUCACUUUGGCAACAGAUGUCGUUACUCUCACAGUAACCCAUCAAUAGAUGAUUCAGGGGCCACAUCACCUGACCAGGAUGACAAACAGGAUGGAGAAAAGAUGGAAAAACACAAGAAGAAAGUGAAGAAGGCAGCAAAGCCAAAAUAUGAGGCAAAAGAGGUUAACAAAAAGCCUCGCAUGCGCACAGCAGAUGACGUUAUCUCCCGGAUCCUGUGGGAUGCAUCGGUGGACGCAUCAGAUUUUGUAGUGGGGUAUGUAGAUCGCUUUCUUGGUGUGCUGGAGCGACCCUUCAAUGACUUUAACUGGGACACCAACCCUUGUGACUGUGACUACUCAUCUGAGCUGGCCCUGCCCAGACACAGGAUCCAGUACUUCACCUAUAGAGGGCACCGCGUCUGGGACCGCCAUACCAGGACUGACAGGGUGUUUGGCUCCACCGGACAAUCUCUGGCUCCCCCCUUUGGAGGGGAGGAGGAAGUAAAGGAAAAACAAGAGCAACAGCAAGACGGCCUCGAAACGACAGAAGAGCAGCCACCUGAAGUCAGCAUGCAGGAAGAGAGUGAAACAGAGGCAUGUGCUCUCACUGAGAACACACAUCUGGAGAAAGAGAAGCAGAGUGAGAUGAAUUCUUACACCCCUGACUCAACACAACCACCUCCAAAGUGUCGAGAAAACAGUUCUCAGGAACAACUGGAAUCACGAGGAGGAGAAUGUGUCGUGGAAGAGGCUGCAGUGAGACCUGAGGCUUCAACAGACCAAAUGUCUUUAUCCCACAAAGAAGAAGCAAGCGUAAAAGAGGAGGGUAAGGAAGAGAAUUUAGCAGAAUGGCAAGAAAGCUGGGACGGCAACGAAGACACUUCGAGUUAUCUCGGAGCCAUGAACAUCAGCCAGAAUCCAUCAGCACCUCUGGAGCAGCGAGAGGAGAAGCCUAGUGGCGGUGGUGGUCGCCCCCCUAAAAAACGACCCACACACUUCAUCACCUUCAGGGCCAACACUCCUGCUAUCCUGUCCGGGUUCCAGCAGCUGCAGGAGGAGGUCACCUCCCUCCUACCGUCCUCCGCCCCUCACUGGCAUACAGCCUCCAGCCUUCAUGUCACAAUGUGCCUCCUGAAUCUGUCCGGCCCAGCUGAGGUAGCCGCUGCUGGAGAGAUCCUCCGACGGUUUGCCAGUUUGGAUCGUAACCCGCCGGUGGCUCUGACCUUCCCUGUGAAGCUGAAACAUUUUAAUGGGAAAGUGCUGUACCUGAGCCCUCAGCCUCAGCUUCACCUGCAGCAGCUCAACGGCGGCCUGCAGGAGGCCUACAGGAAGGAGGGCUGGCUCCACAGGGACUCCUACAACCCACGAUAUCACCUCACCCUGGCCAAGCCGUGUUUUUCAGGAUGAUGUUUUUUCAAGAGCAUCAAGCGUUGAUGGCUGGCAGUAUACCUCUUUGAGGGGGUAAAUAUUUCACGGACACCGGCGGAAGAGACGAGACGAGAAGGAGAGAGGAAACCUCCCAACA